Molecule: messenger RNA, 723 nt
Organism: Dentiscutata erythropus
Lineage: Eukaryota; Fungi; Glomeromycota; Glomeromycetes; Diversisporales; Gigasporaceae
Source: the annotation of a GenBank genome assembly
AUGAAUGUAACCUCAACUGAUACAAUAGACGUUCAAAACGUAACCUCUACUAAUACAAUGGAUAUUCAAAACAUAAUUUCUACUGAUACAAUGGACAUUCAAAAUGGAAUCUCUACUGACUCUGUGACUUCAUCACCCAUACCAGUAUCUGACAACACCACCACUGCCACAGCCACAAGUUCAACAACAUCUUCAAGAAAUACUUCGGCAGUUUGGGAUCACUUUACAUUAUUAUUAAAUGAACCAAAGGCAAAAUAUAAAUAUUGCAAAAGUAUUCUAGCUUAUAAAAAAGGUACAGGAACAUCACAUCUCUGGCGCUAUCUCAAAUCUUGUAAUAAAUUUAAAAAGAAUGAAACAUGUAAUGAACAAUCAAAUGGUCAAACUCAUUUAAAUUUUCCUAUUUUAAGCAAACGACAAUGUAUAGAAAAUCCAAGUCAAAAAGACCUGGUAGAUAUGAUAAUCCGGGAUGAACUUUGUUUUCAAUUUGUUAAAAAACCUGGCUUUCGUAAAUUUCUAAGUGGGAUUUUACCUUGCUUUAGUAUGAGUGCUGAUACAUUGCAAACUAUUACCCUUAACAAUGCAAGUUCGAAUGAUGUUGCAAUCCAUGAACUAAUUAAUUCUGCUUCACAGGAUUUAAUUAACAUUAAAAAAGAACUUUUUCAUAAUCGCUAUCUUGCCCACAUUCUGAACCUUAUUGUGAAAGAUGGAUUAAAGAAAUUUUAG